This is a messenger RNA of Culex quinquefasciatus (southern house mosquito), 5582 nucleotides long. RefSeq lists its product as uncharacterized. The transcript is spliced from 8 exons. Lineage: Eukaryota; Metazoa; Arthropoda; Insecta; Diptera; Culicidae. The record is from RefSeq and is a predicted model, not a curated record. The coding region runs from base 1234 to 3588 and encodes 784 amino acids.
CGAGAAUCGGUUCCCUCUUGCCUGGAAAAGCUCUCCGGGAUCUUGAAGCUCGAUCGACGGGGUGCGUUCACGAGUGUGUGGUUUAAAAAUAAAUUCUGGAGUGGAAGGGGUGUGGGGAAAAAAACGGGAAAGCCCAGAGUAAAGCGCUCUGGGAAAAUCUUUGAGGAAAAACAAGGGAAAGUGAAAUUUGUUCAUCAAAGUUGUGUGUCGGUGAGCUUUAUUGUUGGGUUUUAGAGGGGAGGCGAAUUUAUUAGCUUUCACUGUGUGAUGGAAUUGCCACUGUGUUGUGUGGUGCGAAGGAUGUAAAGCAAAAGCACGGAAAACUCUUUAAAGGCCGACAAACAAAGAGGAAAAACCUCGCUGGAUGCUGGGAGGGAUCCGGUGAAGCAACAGUUUCUUUUAAUGUUUGCGUGAGGAUCCUUUUAUUUUUUGUUGUUGCUUCUUUAGAGUGAUUAUUGUGUGGGUGUGGGAUGAAGAGGCUCAACUGAAAGAAUAAAAAGAAAAAGGUAAAUCCCAAAGCAUGUGGAGCCCGUCGUUGUCGGAUUCGCACAAUUAAAGGAAAGGAAAAGCCGAGGGAAAACAAGCAUUUCCCAUGCUGAUGCUGUUGCUGCAGCAGGAGAGGUGGUCCGUUAAUGGAAAAGCGAAGAGCUUUUCAGUGAGGCGAGAUAAAAGUGAGUGAGUCGUCCUUCGGCGAGGAUCUGUCUGUCUGAUGGUUUAUGAUGAUGAUGAUGUUGAUGGGCUUGUGUGAGAUAAUGUGGAAAAUUCUAAUCUAGGUGGGUGGGUAUGAGUGUGUGUGAUUUUUCAAGUGAAAAUUACAAAGCGCAAAAAGUAAAUAGAGCACGAAAAAUCCAAAUGUGUUUGUGAAGCUUUUACGUGGGAAAAAAGGAUGUAAAAUUAAGCUAUUGUAAAGCAGUCCUGGGAUUGGAAAUGUGGCGUUUGCUGUGUGUUUGGUGUCGCUGGGAGGCUAUUUAGAGGGAUUACUUUGCCAGCGCACCUUGGCAGGAUAUACGAGCAGUGCAGGAACGCCUGCUGGAAAGUAAUUAGACAGAUACCAUCCUUCUGGCACGGCAGUGUGUUACCCGUGCCGGCUGGGGUUUCCGGUGCCGGCGGGUGUCCGUCCUCUAGAGUCCUUCCGCAUGACACCUCGUUCCCGGCCUCGUGACAGAAGCGCCAGUUGUUGCAUCGGAAGAAAAACUAGCUGGCAGGGGUGGUCGAGGUGGUGCCAGGUGGGCUAUGCAUGUCCGCGGCGGGUCGCAAUGGCAGAGCCGUCGAAAAACGUCCCUGGGGCCGCUGCGGCGUGCCCAUCCGGCUUCCGGUGCGACCUGGAACGUGCAGGUUGUGCGCGGCAAGAUGACAUCCCGGUGCCUGUGGCACGCCUGCCGGGCCCUCGUCCUCGGCAUCGUGCUGAUGAUGGUCGGUGGCGGAAUGGCCACCGUUGGAUACUACGCCAACAACUUCCCAUCGCUGUCGGACGUUAAGAGCAACAGCACCACGACGGUUCGCGUCAAGAACGAGCACCGUGGACUGCACCUGAACAACCUGUCCUACGUCGGACCCAUCAUCAUGGGCGUUGGCGGUUUCAUUGUGGUGGCAUCCUGCGUGAUGACGUUCGAGGCUCGAGAUUCCGCAGCCAAGGUGGUCCCGGCCCGGUUCAAGCUCAGUGGAAACGCGCGAAACAGCAGCAGCCGAAAUAAUGCAUCCCGCCGGUCCACGACAGGCAUCGCCAACGGUCCCAGUACGGCCCAGACGGCCCGCUGGGAGCAACAUCUGGGGGUGUUCCGAACGUCACCGGCCGUGGAGCAGGUCCCAGAUCGGAAGGCACUGACGGCGGCCUUGGUUCACUUCUCCCGAGCGCUUGGAACACCCAAGGCAACUCGUCCCUCGUCGCCGUGCGAAAGCCGCCGCGUGUCCCGGAGUGGUUCGGUGCCCAAUUUGACAGGUGACAAGCUCGAGGAACCGGGCAGCCAUCACCAUCAGCACCUCCACAACCACCACCAGCAGGCGGCCUCGGGCGUGGGUUCGCCGGCCGGGGUUCGGUCCGUCGUGAGAACUCACCGGGGAUCGCGUGUCAGCAGCAUGGUCCAUCGGUCAACGCGAGAAACCAACGGUGGCAGCAGUCUGCUGCAUCCGGGGAUGUUGCACAUCCAUCGGCACGCGCAAUCCUUCGACGAGCCGGAACCCUUUCCCAAAACUCUCAACCAGACCGGUUCGCACGGCUCGAUGAUGCACUACGGCUGCCCGACGGACAUCCCCAUCGUGCACAAGCUGCGUGACCGGACGAAGCGCUCGGACACCGCCCGAAAGCAUGUCCUGUCGCGGCAGACCAAAAUCGAAAAGGAGGACCCGGGCAGUCCCAAACCUGGCCAGGGUGCCCAUCAGCAACAGGUACAGCAGCAGAACCCGUUUGCCGCAAGUCGGCGCUCGUCGACCAUUUCGAAUGCGUCCACGUCGAAGCUGAACAAAAGCCGGCGUGCCUCCACCAUUAGCAAAACGCCCAGCGUCGAUUCGCGGGGUGCGGCCUCCACGGUCGAGGUAAACAGCCCGGAGCGGUCAUUGCUGGCGAUGACGACGCCCCGGAAGGCCAAGGACGGCCAGAUGGCCCAGACGCCGUCGGUCGAGCGGGAGUGCCGGAGCCAACUGUCCAUCUGUUCGGAGCCGGCCCCGAUCCGCAACCUAUCCUGUCAAUCGAGCUUAGAACCGUGUGUGCCCGAAGAGGACAGCCCGGAGCAGGAGGAUCCUCCGCCACCGCCACGUAAAAUGUCCCCCGCUGCUACCUCCGAAGUCCUUCCCACCGCCGCAGUUCGUCCCGACUCGCUGGUCCUGGACGGCGAUGGUCAGUCGGCGGCCAACGAGAAGACAAAUCGCUUCCUGUAUCGAAGCAACUCGACGAAGAGCUUCCGCAAGCCGAAGCCGAAAAUUAAGAGCAAAAAACUGAGCAACGAAUUCGAUCAGAUUUACGUUAUUAGCAGUGGUGAGCAUGGUGGUGGUCAAUCUGGUGGGGGGACUGGAAGUCGUUAUCCUAAUUUCUACCACGCAAAGGACGACGAGUGUUACGACUCGAUUGAGGUGAUCCACGAACGACGGAGCAAGAACUUUAGCAAGUUCAACAGUGUGUGCGGUGGCGGGGAUGAAUCGUUGGAGGCGAAGUUGAGGUCGGAACCGGAGGUUGUGGGGUUGGGGUCAAACAAGUUCAGCGUGGUGGCAGACAUCUCACCGGCCAUGGCCAAUCUCGCGGGAAGUCAGGAGAAGCUGCUCCCGGAAGAGGCACCCCUCAAAAGCUGUGCCAUCGAUUCGGCAGAACAACGGCUGAUAAGUGGAUCGACGGAGGACGAGGACGAGGAUGAGGGGCUUGCUAAAACGUCGGGACGGCAUGUCGCAGAUCACAAUGGCUCCAUUCAGCGGUAUGACACGGUUAUCUACAAUGCAGCUGGAGCUGGAGCCGGUGGUAGCAGCAGUGUUGAAAGUGAAGAAACUCCGAGGCUGACAAAGAGGUCGACUAUUGUGGGCUGCCUCCUGAAGGAGGACCACCUGGUGGAGACAAUGGCCACGAUGAUGGUGCCACCUCCGCUGGGACAGGGACUAAACUAAGUGAAAAAGGCGAAGGUGUGGGUGGUGAUGAUGAUGACGGUAUUAAUAUCAUUAGCAGGCAGUCGUGUGUGUGAAUGAAAGAAGAAUGCUGCUGCUGUGACAUGGACCACAGACGACGGUGUGAGUUAAAAGCUGCUGCUGCUGCUGUGACAAGGGUUGAACGGUGGCACGUUAUUUGUUAAUUUUAAGGUGAACAGAUUACGGGCGCUUUUCUGGGGGGAGAUUUUUAUCUUCUGCUGGUUUGGAUGAGGGUGUUUUGGACAUUUUCUUUAGAUAUCGCCUUCAAGUAGAAUUGUUAGUGUGAACAUUUUUAUCUUGUUGGACUGUUCAAUAUAAAUUUUAGAACAGUUAGACAUGGGAAAAAUAUAGUAAAAGAUGGCAAAAUUACGAUAACUUUUCAAAUAACGUCAGUGGGGUGAACCAAUAUCUAAUCAAUCAAAAAUAAUUCUGUUUUAACGUAACAGACGUAAUCUAAUCAAUCAAAAAUAAUUCUGUUUUAACGUAACAACCAUUGCAGACAAAAUUACUGAACAGAUCCUGUCGAUUUGACAAACGAGACAAAACUCCCAUUCUAACAAGGUCCUAUUCCGGACUUGUGCUCCUUAAACAUCAGAUUAUUGUACACGCCUGUAAUCAGCAAUGAAUCUUUCAGUUGCUUGCCGUAAUCAGCAAUACAGUUUUUUUCGAAGGCUUCAGAGUCAUUGCAACACAUCGCGUACGAGUCUUCAAGAGCUUAUUCCUAUUUAAUAGAUAUAUAAGCCAGCUCAGGGCAGAUCGAAGAAAAAUCUCCUUUCAAUUCCCCAACGAGUCCUUUCAUCACCCCUAACGGCCACCAUCAGAAACGUGUUCACCGGCAGAGAUUUCCAAAUUCCGCAGCCAGCUCGUGCAGAAGCAGCUCGGAUUUAUGUACCAUAAAAGCUGCCCAUAAAAAUAAAUCCGGCCACGCUGAAUCGACCAACGGAUUGCCCCCUUUUCCAUUCAGACGAAAGGGUGAAUUCGACGGGGGGAGAGGAAAUAAAUCUGCCACAUGCACUUUUCCGUUCAAUAGGUCAACAGAGACGAAGAAAGAGAAACACACAUUUUGCCGGACAUAAGCGGAUUGUGGAAACUUUCCCCUCGGUCUGGGCCAUGGCUUUUGAGUGCUGGCGAGGUCAGCUCGUGUGUCAAAACUGCAACCGUUGGGAAAAUAGUAUUAAUGCCAAAUCAGCGAAAGAUUGCGGCCAACAAUCCGCUUCGGGGAGGGAGAAUGUCAACGAUUCGUGUAACGAUUGUUUUCCUCUUGGGAAAGGGCGAAAAAAAAAGAACGGGAAGUGAAAAGAAAAACUUUCUGUUAGUUUUUGUCGCUUUCACUGAUGGACAUUUCACAAGGCAAACCAGUUGGGAGUUUGGCCAAAUUUGGGCUAACUUUUUCAUCUGGUUGUCACAUGUCAUACGUACGACAAGCGGAUGAGCGUUUGAGGUGAUCAUUUGGGCGGAUAAGCCAGAUAUGUCCAUUAUGGGGUUUCCAUGCAGUAUUGUGGUUUUCCAAAAGAAAUAAUAAAAGAACAUUUAAAUCGUAUUUAGAAGAUUUAUUUUGGCUGACCAAGUUCUGGUAAAUACUCAACUUAUGAUUAUCGAAACAAGUUGAGAGAAUUGAUUCAGAUGCAUAAUGUUUGCACAUAACUCCAAAUUGUAUUCUUCAAAGUGUUCCAAAAACGUUUACCGAUGGGUGAUUGAAGAUCUGAUCGUGAACGCGAUUGAAGCUCUGAUAUUUCGUAGUUGGCGAAAGGUUGAUAAUAAAGUAAUCCCACAUAUUCGGAACACUUUAGUGAUAAUUUGUCAAUAGCAUGCCAAUUGCAUCGAUUCUGUCGACCCUAUUAUUUUUGGACUUGUAUUGGGACAUUUUCUUGCUAUUUUACUAGUAAAAGUAGUACUUAAAACAAAAAAUGCAUCUCAAGACUAUUUCAUUCGAAGCAGCAAAACACUGCCUCCAAAUUGCCUGUUCCAUAAUUGUG